This is a messenger RNA of Colletotrichum truncatum, 1041 nucleotides long. Its product is annotated as unsaturated glucuronyl hydrolase. Gene Ontology annotation, biological process: polysaccharide catabolic process. Gene Ontology annotation, molecular function: chondroitin hydrolase activity. NCBI's taxonomy places the organism in Eukaryota, Fungi, Ascomycota, Sordariomycetes, Glomerellales, Glomerellaceae. The record is from RefSeq and is a predicted model, not a curated record.
AUGAUGAUGCCCCAUAUGAGAGUCCGCUGGGAGCUCCUACAUGACAAGGAGGCAUUGCAAUCUAUUCAAACAGCCGCUGCCAGUCUAUACUCACGUUACGACUCACGCGUCGGCGCUAUCCGUUCUUGGGACUUCCUAACGUGGCAAAGAGGGGUCAACAUCACAGACAGAACAGACAAUUUUCUCGUUAUUGUUGAUUCCCUCUGCAACAUGGAGCUGAUGUAUUACGCAGCUGAGCACACGGGAUACAGGUAUCUCGCUGACGCAGCAACGUCACAUGCAAAAACCUUGCUGAGAACACAUCUCCGCGAAGAACCCAGCUAUAAGAGGGACAACUAUGAUGGAGUGCUCUACAGCACAAAUCAUGUUGUCAACUUCUCGCCCGUAACUGGAGACAUUAAGGAGAUCCGUACAGCUCAAGGAUAUAGUCCAGAUUCCACAUGGUCUCGUGGCCAAGCCUGGGGGAUCUUGGGCUAUGCCCAGAUUUAUACCUGGACAGGAGAUGCCAUCUUCCUUGACGCUGCAUGCGGCCUAGCAGAGUAUUUCAUGCUGAGAAUGGAGCAAGCUCCAGCCUGUGUUGAGAUUGCUCAGCCGCAUCUAGAUGGACGCAAAGCUGGCAGAUACGUGCCAUUGUGGGAUUUUGAUGCCCCCAUAGAAGACGCGAAUGCCCCGUUACGGGAUGUAUCAGCUGGCGUUGCAGCUGCUUAUGGCAUGCUUCUGCUUGCGCAGAUUCUGAUGUCGCUGGGUCGUCAUGAGCCUGCAAAUCGCUACAUGAACAGUGCAUUCACCAUAAUCCAAGACACCUUGAAUUUUUCCUUGUCACAAGAGAAGUUGCGGCUCGAAUGCAACUCAACUGGCUCUAUAUCUGCGGUUGCUUGCGAGCCUUUGCAGAACAGGUUUGACAGCAUACUUCGAAAUUCGACAGUAACGUGGAAUGCAGCCAGCAGAAGUGCAAGCGCGGACCAUGGGUUAGUUUAUGCUGACUAUUAUUUGAUUGAAUUUGGAAAUAAGCUUUUGCAGUUGGAUCUUUUUAGUCCUUAG